This is a messenger RNA of Elephantulus edwardii (Cape elephant shrew), 2496 nucleotides long. It is a transcript of the gene STRIP2, whose product is annotated as striatin interacting protein 2. Gene Ontology annotation, biological process: cytoskeleton organization. The record is from RefSeq and is a predicted model, not a curated record. Gene Ontology annotation, cellular component: cytosol. Lineage: Eukaryota; Metazoa; Chordata; Mammalia; Macroscelidea; Macroscelididae. The transcript is spliced from 21 exons. Bases 1 to 2496 code for a protein of 831 amino acids.
AUGGAGGAGCCCGCGGCGUCCGGGGCCGGGAGCCCGCCUGGAAACGGCAACGGCGGCAAAGGGAAGCAGGCGGCGGCCAAGGGCCAGGAGGCGUUCAGGAGCCAGCGGCGCGAGUCGGAGGGCUCUGUGGACUGCCCCACUCUGGAGUUUGAGUAUGGAGAUGCUGACAGGCACGCAGCAGAGUUGUCAGAGUUGUACAGCUACACCGAGAGCCAGGAAUUCACCACUAACAGGAGGUGCUUUGAAGAAGACUUCAAGACUCAAGUGCAGGCAAAGGAGUGGCUAGAACUAGAGGAAGAUGCCCAGAAGACCUAUGUGAUGGGACUCCUGGACCGGCUGGAGGUGGUCAGCAGGGAGCGGCGGCUGAAGGUGGCUCGGGCUGUGCUCUACCUGGCUCAAGGCACUUUUGGAGAAUGUGACUCAGAAGUCGAUGUGCUGCACUGGUCCAGGUAUAACUGCUUCCUGCUCUAUCAGAUGGGGACCUUCUCAACCUUCUUGGAGCUACUCCACGUGGAAAUCGACAACAGCCAGGCCAGCAGCAGUGCCGUCCGGAAGCCCGCUGUCUCCAUUGCUGACAGCACAGAGCUGCGGGUUCUGCUGAGUGUCAUGUACCUGAUGGUGGAGAACAUCCGGCUGGAGCGCGAGACAGACUCCCGUGCGUGGAGGGCAGCCCGGGAGACCUUCCGCACGGAACUGAGCUUCUCCCUGCACAACCAGGAGCCUUUUGCCCUUCUGCUAUUCUCCAUGGUUACCAAAUUCUGCAGUGGCCUGGCCCCCCACUUCCCCAUCAAGAAGGUCCUGCUUCUGCUGUGGAAAGUGGUCAUGUUUACCCUUGGCGGCUUUGAGCACCUACAGGCUCUCAAAGUACAGAAGCGGGCAGAGCUGGGCCUGCCUCCCCUGGCAGAGGACAGCAUCCAGGUGGUGAGGAGUAUGCGCGCCGCCUCCCCGCCCUCCUACACCCUUGAACUGGGCGAGUCUCAGCUGGCGCCACCACCCUCCAAGCUGCGAGGCCGCCGUGGCUCUCGAAGGCAACUGCUCACCAAGCAGGACAGUCUGGACAUCUAUAACGAAAGGGAUCUCUUCAAGACCGAGGAGCCAGCCGCAGAGGAGGAGGAGGAGCCCGCUGGGGAUGGAGAGCGAGCCCUGGACGGAGAGUUAGACCUGCUAGAGCAAGAUCCUCUGGUGCCGCCACCACCCUCCCAGGCACCCCUCUCUGCAGAGCGAGUGGCCUUUCCCAAGGGCCUACCCUGGGCCCCAAAGGUCAGACAGAAGGACAUUGAGCACUUCCUGGAGACGAGCAGGAACAAGUUCAUCGGAUUCACUCUGGGGCAGGACACAGACACCUUGGUUGGAUUGCCCAGGCCCAUCCACGAGAGUGUGAAGACCCUAAAGCAGCACAAGUAUAUCUCCAUCGCCGAUGUUCAGAUCAAGAAUGAGGAGGAGCUGGAGAAGUGUCCCAUGUCUUUGGGGGAAGAGGUGGUGCCGGAGACCCCGUGUGAGAUCCUCUACCAGGGAAUGCUGUACAGCCUCCCCCAGUACAUGAUUGCCCUCCUGAAGAUCCUGCUGGCUGCAGCCCCCACCUCCAAGGCGAAGACAGACUCCAUCAACAUCCUGGCGGAUGUCCUGCCCGAGGAGAUGCCCGUCACCGUUGUCCAGAGCAUGAAGCUGGGCAUUGACGUGAACAGGCACAAAGAGAUCAUCGUGAAGAGCAUCUCUACCCUGCUCCUGCUCCUCCUCAAACACUUCAAACUAAACCACGUCUACCAGUUUGAAUAUGUCGCACAGCAUUUGGUGUUUGCUAACUGCAUCCCCCUGAUCCUGAAGUUCUUCAAUCAAAAUAUAUUGUCCUACAUUACAGCCAAAAAUAGCAUCUCGGCCCUGGAUUACCCUUGCUGCACCAUCCAGGACCUGCCCGAGCUGACUACUGAGAGUCUGGAGGCCGGAGACAAUAACCAGUUCUGCUGGAGGAACCUCUUUUCCUGCAUCAACCUUCUGAGGCUACUCAAUAAACUGACCAAGUGGAAGCACUCUAGGACCAUGAUGCUGGUGGUGUUUAAAUCUGCUCCAAUCUUAAAACGGGCCCUCAAGGUCAAGCAGGCCAUGCUGCAACUUUAUGUCCUGAAGCUGCUCAAGAUACAGACCAAGUACCUGGGCCGCCAGUGGAGGAAGAGCAACAUGAAAACCAUGUCUGCCAUUUACCAGAAAGUGCGGCACCGCAUGAAUGACGACUGGGCCUAUGGGAACGACAUCGAUGCCAGGCCAUGGGACUUCCAAGCAGAAGAAUGCACGCUGAGGGCCAACAUCGAGGCCUUUAACAGCCGCCGAUACGACAGACCCCAGGACUCGGAGUUCUCCCCUGUGGAUAACUGCUUGCAGAGUGUCCUGGGCCAGAGGCUGGAUCUGCCUGAGGAUUUCCACUAUUCGUAUGAGCUCUGGCUUGAGAGAGAGGUGUUUUCCCAGCCCAUCUGUUGGGAGGAGCUGCUGCAGAAUCACUGA